UGUAUGCUGCAUUUUAUAACGGCGUUAUUAGCUAUAGUUUGCUAUAUAUAGACUCUAAGUCCCCUACUCUCUUUAUUCAAAGUUGCCAGUUUCUACUUCUACCUAAGCAACUUUCUCUCCCUCUCUCACUGCAAGUUCAAGUUUUUAAUGGUGGCGUGAGGCAGAAGUUUGGUAUAUUGGUUUUCUUUUGAUCUCACACUGUUUCUCUCGAAAUGGGCAAGAAAGAACAGUAUCAACAACAACAACGGCAGAAAGAUCACAGGGACAAUGAUAGAGUUGAAGCUGUUCUCAAGCUUCUAAGAAAACAAGCUACACUCACUGUUAAACAGGAGAAGUUCUGCAACAAUGCUUGUGUAGAGAGGUUUCUAAGAGCAAAAGGUGAUAGUGUGAAGAAAGCUGCUAAGCACUUAAGGGCUUGCCUUUCUUGGAGAGAGAGUACAGGCACUGAGAAUUUGAUAGCAGAUGAGUUCUCAGCUGAGCUCGCUGAAGGAGUUGCUUAUGUUGCUGGUCAUGAUGAAGAAUCCAGACCUGUUAUGAUUUUUCGUAUUAAACAAGAUUACCAAAAGCUCCAUUCACAAAAACUGUUCGCUCGGUUGCUGGUGUUUACACUGGAGGUGGCAAUAGGGACCAUGCCUAAAAACGCUGAACAAUUUGUUCUCCUCUUCGACGCAAGCUUUUUCAGGUCAGCAUCGGCUUUUAUGAAUUUAUUGCUUGGAACGCUGAAAAUCGUGGCUGAGUACUACCCAGGCAGGCUUUACAAGGCUUUCGUAAUCGACCCACCUUCUCUCUUCUCUUGUUUAUGGAAGGGUGUCCGUCCAUUUGUUGAGCUAUCAACGGCCACGGUGGUGGUAUCCUCACUAGACUUCGAAGAAUCACUGGAGUUCAAUGACUUCUCCUCCUACCCACGUGCCUCCUCCCUCCGAUUUGAUCCUUCCUCUAUCAACUCAACGGCCAAGAUUGGAUCAUGCUCUUCAUCCAGAUUUUCCUUCACCGUGUCCCACCAUUUUGACUCGCUCAAGCCUUGGCACUUAUCUUUGACCGACACGUCGUCAUCUAAAGUAGGACCAACCAGCCUCUCUCAUCUAGGCCCUGCCCUAGUCUCUCCCCUCAACGCUAGGUCCUACUCUUUUGCAUCACCAGUUGCCAGAGCCCCACGUGGCAGCAUCAACGGUUGCAGCUACACCAGGCCAACCAGGAAAAGUCUGUUCCCAUCAACCCCUUUGCCACAGCGUGUCACCGAAGGUGACCCUAUCAAGAUCUCUCUCCCGCGGACCCCACGCCCCUCGUUCCUCCAAUCACCUGCCUUGUUUUUCAAGAAGGAGUGCCACGUCAGUAAGGCAGAGAGGUCUCGAGAAUCGUUCGUACCGUUUUUUAAGUUUUAUAGAAGGCCGUACGAUGAGAUGAUUUAUAGGUCAAAAAUGCGGCCCCCACUUGGUGGACUAAUAUCCAUUGUCUCCCCUCACAUCAGACGGCGCCACGUCUCAGUAUCUCAACGGUUCUAACACCCAGAAAAAAGAAAAACAAGAAGAAAGAGAGAGUACACAGGCCUCCUCCCACCUGCUGCUCUUGCAUUUAACUAAUGUGUCGAAAUGUCAAUGGAAAAUGACACUAGUACAAAUAAUUUGAUGAAUUAUUUUUUUCUAAGUUAAUUAUGGCGCAUUGAUUGACCCAAGUAAAAAGGAGAGACGACGUGCGAGGUGGGAUAUCAAAUCCUGUGCACCAUCUCUAAUCUUGAGCUCAUCUCUUUGACCUCGCCAGCAAAUUCUAUACAUCACAAAGUCUUGGGUUCUGGGAUGGUUAGGCAUGGGAAGGAGGCUGCGUGGUUGAAACGGUGAACAUUUUUGCAUUGGAAAUCAUAUGUCUAGAUGGUGAAGUCUAGCAAGCGCAGAAGAUAGAAAUAUAUAUAUUGUACCAAGAAACCACGUAAGCGUUGAAAAAAGUCUGUCAAGUUAAAUUCAAAACUUAUAUGUAUAAUAUAUUUUUUUUUAUUUUGCGAAGUUUUGUGGAGAAUCAAGGGAUUGUUUUUGGGUUGGACUUUGUUUAGAACUUUCAUCAUGCGUUCUUCUACUUGUAAUUUUGUAAUAGUUAUCCAGUUUGUAUUAUGAUCGGUUUCAACGAUGGCAGAGUUGGUGGUAGGAAUAUGUGUCGUGUUUUGCUGUUUGAGAAGUCAAAAUGGAGCUUCCGUUUCAUGUAAACAGAAGUAACAGCGCGUGUAUUGGGAAUUGAACUUAAAUUUGGCAAAUAUACAUGUUAUGUUUUGGGA
Populus trichocarpa (black cottonwood) is the source of this 2263-nucleotide messenger RNA. RefSeq lists its product as uncharacterized. The transcript is spliced from 7 exons. The record is from RefSeq and is a predicted model, not a curated record. Lineage: Eukaryota; Viridiplantae; Streptophyta; Magnoliopsida; Malpighiales; Salicaceae. Bases 213 to 1502 code for a protein of 429 amino acids.